Molecule: messenger RNA, 2471 nt
Organism: Chanos chanos (milkfish)
Lineage: Eukaryota; Metazoa; Chordata; Actinopteri; Gonorynchiformes; Chanidae
Gene: ptprc
Product: protein tyrosine phosphatase receptor type C
Exons: 18
Coding region: 1-2322 (773 amino acids)
Biological process (GO): positive regulation of peptidyl-tyrosine phosphorylation; negative regulation of protein kinase activity; protein dephosphorylation
Molecular function (GO): protein tyrosine phosphatase activity
Source: RefSeq, a predicted model, not a curated record
AUGCAUGUGAUUUUACCUCUCCUGCACGCAGCACCUGCAUCAUCCACCUUGCCCACACCCACUCCCAGCACGAAAACAGACAAUGAUAAAGCCGUGUUGGGGAUUCUGGGUUUUCUAAUCAUCGUCACAUCAGUCGCCCUCUUCUUCGUUCUCUUCAAAAUCUACAAUCUGCGCAAGUCAAGGGCAUGCUCUUAUCUCCUCCCAGACCCGCUACUCACAGUGGAACCCAUCACAGCCGACAAUCUGCUGGAUACCUACAAGAAGAAAAUCGCUGAUGAAGGUCGACUUUUCCUGGCCGAAUUUCAGAGCAUACCAAGAAUUUUCAGCAACUAUACCAUCAAAGAGGCGAAAAAACAAGAGAAUCAGCCCAAAAAUCGCUACGUGGAUAUUCUGCCCUACGAUUAUAACCGUGUUCAACUGUCUCCCGGAGGUGGACACGACUAUAUCAACGCAAGUUUCAUUGAUGGGUACAAGGAGCCCAAGAAAUACAUCGCUGCCCAAGGACCCAAAGAUGAAACCGUCGGAGAUUUCUGGAGAAUGGUGUGGGAGCAACAGGCCUCUAUCAUCGUCAUGGUUACGCGUUGCGAGGAGGGAAACAGGAACAAAUGUGCCCAGUACUGGCCGUCCAUGGACAGAGAGACUGAGAUAUUUGAUGAUUUUGUCGUGAAGAUUAAAAAAGAAGAUAGCUGCCCAGAUUACAUCAUCCGUCACCUGACCAUAACCAACCGGAAGGAAAAAUCAGCGGAGAGAGAGGUCACUCAUAUCCAGUUCACCAGCUGGCCCGAUCACGGGGUACCCGGGGAACCCCACCUUCUCCUCAAACUGCGUCGCCGGGUCAAUUCAUUCAAUAACUUCUUCAGCGGACCAAUCGUGGUACACUGCAGUGCUGGGGUGGGCCGUACGGGCACGUACAUUGGUAUUGACGCUAUGAUGGAGAGUCUAGAGUCAGAGAACAGAGUGGAUAUCUACGGAUACGUGGUCAAGCUCCGUCGGCAACGAUGCCUCAUGGUCCAAGUUGAGGCUCAGUACAUCCUGAUCCACCAGGCUCUGAUUGAGUAUAACCAGUUUGGAGAGACAGAGGUUUGCCUGUCAGAGUUACACUCCACCCUCAACAGACUCAGACAGAAGGAUUCUGAAAGCGAACCUAGCUGUCUUCUGGAGGCUGAAUUUCAGAGACUUCCAAAGUACAAGAACUGGAGAACAUUCAACACAGGCAGCAACGAGGAGAAUAAAAAGAAAAACCGUUCCUCCACAAUCAUUCCAUAUGAUUACAACAGAGUACUGGUCAAAAUAGAGGAGGACCCAACCCAAGACAGUGAACAGGAAGACGAGGAUGACUAUUCCUCUGAUGAAGAUGACGAGGACUCCACCAAAUACAUCAACGCCUCUUUUAUCGAUGGUUAUUGGUGUCCAAGGGGUCUCAUUGCAGCUCAGGGCCCUCUUGCAGACACUGUUGAAGACUUUCUGCAAAUGGUCUAUCAGAAAAGAGUUAAAACUAUCGUCAUGCUAUCGGAAUGCACUGAGGACGGCAAAGAGUUCUGCUCUCAGUACUGGGAUGACGAGAAGAAAACAUUUGGGGAAAUGGAGGUUACGACGAAAGAGUGUGAAACCGCCCCAACACAUGUCAGACGCCACCUCGAGCUACGUCAUGCCAAGAGGAAAGAAGUUGUGGAGGUGGAACAGUAUCAGUUUCUGAAGUGGUCUGGACGGGACCUUCCAGAAAAAACCCAGGACUUGACUGACAUGAUAAAGAAUAUCAAACAAAAAGGUGGCUAUGGAAACAGCAAAAGUGGGAGGAGCAAUCCCAUCGUGGUUCACUGCAACGAUGGGUCUUCCCGUUCCGGAGUGUUCUGUGCGCUGUGGAACAUUAUGGACAGUGCAGAGACAGAGAAACUGAUCGAUGUGUUCCAGGCGGCGAAAUCCUUGCGCCGGGAAAGACAAGGAAUGCUAACCACUUAUGAGGAGUAUGAGUUCCUAUACCAGGCGAUAGAAGCUGUUUUCCCGGUGCAGAAUGGAGACGCCAAAUUGCCUACUGCCUCAGCCCAGGACACCGUACAGAUUGUCAGUGAAGUGUCAAAAGAAGCCACAGAGUCGACUGCUAGCAAUACCAAUGCCGUCCAGCAGGAGGAGCCAGCCGCAACAUCAGAGACGGGCGAAAAAGAGGAUUCGGAGAACAGCACACCAGCAGCUGAGGAGAAGAAAGCAGACGCUGAUUCGGAUGCAGCUAAAACCUCCGAGUCAGCAGAGGGCAGCAGCGAGAACAAAACCCCAGGCUCAUCUGAGAACACCACUAAUGGUCCAACUGUUACAGUGGAAAUCUAAUUUCGUAUUAUGUUUGAUGAUGAGUUUAAAGUGUGUCGGAGUUGUUGUCUGCGUCAGAAAUAUGUAAAGAUUUAGUUUAGCUUUCUAAAUUGAGGAUUAUAGUUCUGCUUUUAAUUUUUUUUCUUUUUCAAGUUUAUGAAUGUAUUGUA